CUACUUGAUUUAACCAUUACGACCUCAAAAUGCAUGAAAUGUUGAACCACUUUACAACCACUCUCAAGUUUCUCUGCCCUGCGGAGACCAUCCUUUACAAGGUCGAGGUUGAUCUCAUCAAUCUCCAUCCACGCUGAAGCUCCUAAGCAAAGAUGAGAUGUCCUGUUUUUAAGGUUGUUUUGCCACACCUAAGAAUACAUUACCUUACCCUAUAAUCCCCAAAUAGGCGCUAAUUUUAGUUCCCCUAAACCUAUGUCACUUUGCCGCU
This is a messenger RNA of Linum tenue, 268 nucleotides long. NCBI's taxonomy places the organism in Eukaryota, Viridiplantae, Streptophyta, Magnoliopsida, Malpighiales, Linaceae. The record is from the annotation of a GenBank genome assembly.